Messenger RNA from Plectropomus leopardus (leopard coralgrouper), 350 nucleotides. The record is from RefSeq and is a predicted model, not a curated record. NCBI's taxonomy places the organism in Eukaryota, Metazoa, Chordata, Actinopteri, Perciformes, Serranidae.
CUCCAGAGCGUUGUCCUCCUCCAGCACGGCCGUCCACGGGCUUCCUGAGACCCAGCUCUGAUGAUGAAGACUCUGGUCCACAUAUCACCAGCAUGCCAGCCUGGAAGAAAAGCAGCACUCUGGCUCAGGGAUCUGCCUGCUCUGAAAAACCACGGCAGGAGAAAGAGAGGGAUCCUGGAAAAACUGUAACUGCCUCUCAAGACGAUGUCGGUGUUGAUAAAUCCGCCGCAACAACAUCAAGGAGUGAGAGUGACAGUGAGGAAGAAGAGGAGGAACUUCCACUGCUGUCAGAGGAGGAGAUGAACAAACUGGGAGCCAAACUGGUGAAGGCAGAGAUUAUGGGCAACACG